This is a messenger RNA of Nothobranchius furzeri (turquoise killifish), 1873 nucleotides long. RefSeq names its product solute carrier family 38 member 8a (gene slc38a8a). NCBI's taxonomy places the organism in Eukaryota, Metazoa, Chordata, Actinopteri, Cyprinodontiformes, Nothobranchiidae. The record is from RefSeq and is a predicted model, not a curated record. Gene Ontology annotation, biological process: amino acid transmembrane transport. Gene Ontology annotation, molecular function: L-amino acid transmembrane transporter activity.
CAAACGCAGAUGAAGUGAGAAGCUGAAGUUUCCGAGCUGCACCUGAAUGCAGCAGACCCAUCCACCCACCCCUGUCCGCCUCCAGCCGGCUCACCUUGCUCGGUGAGCGGCUGUGGCUGCUGAGGCACAUGCUGGACUCACCCACCGGCGGGAGCAUGGAGGAGUUGGCCCGAGAGAGCAUCAGUCUGCUGGCUUCAGCCUCAGCCAAGUCCCCGCUGGACCCCGGGCCCCGGCUGGGCUCCGCGGGGUCCGUCUUCAUCAUGCUGAAGUCCGCUCUGGGCGCCGGGCUCCUCAACUUCCCCUGGGCCUUCGAGAGGGCCGGGGGUGUCCGCAGCGCGGUCACCGUGGAGCUGAUCUCCCUGGUGUUCCUGAUCAGCGGCCUCAUCGUUCUGGCCUACUCCUCUUCCAUCAGCGGUCAGUCCACCUACCAGGCGGUGGUGAAGAAAGUGUGUGGUCCGGCCAUCGGGCAGCUCUGUGAGAUCUGCUUCAUCUUCAACCUCUUCAUGAUCUCCGUGGCCUUUCUGGUCAUCGUGAACGACCAGCUGGAGAAGUUGCGCGACUCGAUGUAUGAGCUGGCAACAGGUCUACCGACGUCAGACACGCAGCAUCAUUUCUACACGGACCAGCGUUUCCUCCUGCUGCUGCUCUGCUUCUUCGUCAUCCUGCCGUUGUCGGUCUCCAAGGAGAUCAGCAUUCAGAAAUACUCCAGCGUUCUGGGGACUCUGGCUGCGACCUACCUGACCGUAGCCGUCAUCAUCAAGUACCACAGCCGGCCGGCUGCUGCGGUUCACAACACACCCCCGCUCCACUCCAGCAGCUCAUGGGCCUCGAUGUUCAGCGUCGUUCCGACCAUCUGCUUUGGUUUCCAGUGCCACGAGGCGUCCAUCGCCAUCUACAGCAGCAUGGAGAACCAGCGUCUCUCUCAUUGGGUCUUUGUUUCUGUGGUGGCGAUGAUCAUCUGUUUCAUCAUCUACUCCCUCACAGGAGUUUACGGGUACCUGACGUUCGGGAAGCACGUGGAGGCCGACAUUUUAAUGUCCUACGGCAGCCAUGACAUCCUGAUGUUUGUCGCCAGGCUGCUUUUUGGGGUCUCUAUUAUCACCAUCUAUCCCAUCAUCGUGCUGCUGGGCAGAUCAGUGAUCCUGGACCCGCUGCUGAAGAGGAGGCAAAAGCACGGCAGUGUGCGGGAGGCGAAGUUUGAAAGCCGUAGCCGCUACGUGCUAACGGCGGUGUGGAUAAUGGUGACGCUCCUCAUCGCUGUGUUUGUACCAGACAUCAGUAAAGUCAUCAGCGUCAUCGGAGGAAUCAGCGCCUGUUUCAUCUUCAUCUUCCCAGGACUGUGUCUGAUGUUCGCGAUGCAGUCGGAGCCGGUUUCCUGCAAAACCAGAGUCGCCCUUACAGUCUGGGGGGUCGUGACCCUGAUCUGCGGCGCCUUCGUCUUCGGGCACAGCACCACCCUCUCCGUCCUGCAGCUCCUCGGAAAGAUCUGACUUCCCUGCAGGAUGCAGGUUUCUACCCUGCUGUCUGAACUUGUUCUUCUCUCCGUCUGUGGUGAGUCGAGGCUUUUGAACCAUGAGGAUGUUUUUGAAGACUUUGAGCGGGAGGCUUUUAUUUUUGCAGCGGAGCUUCCUACUGCUCGCCGUUGAGGUUUAUAGCUGCCGUUUGUGACUACAGGGGAUUCCAGAAAGCAGGUUGUCCUGUUUUACAACAACCGGUCUCAUGUUAGACAGUUAAAGUCCCAUUGGUCUCCAUAGUCGGCCCACUCCCGUGGGGAGAGCCGGGCUGUGGCUGCCAUUUGGUGGUUUAACCCCCCAAUCCGAGCCUUUAACUCAUUCGCUGUCAGUUUCUCACCGUUUUUACUGUUUUUUUAAGA